CGUUACCUUUAGAUAAAGCCUUGACCAUGAUCCAUAUGAAAAUUGCCGGUUCUGAAGCAAGCACCGAAAAGAAAAGGUAACGUUCAUUUCAAUGGCUGCUCUUGCUUCUUCUUCGUCCUCCUCUCUCCUCUUCUCAUCUCCACCUACCAAGUUCCCUUCACCUUCUCUAUGUCCUCCUCUACGCUUGUCUCUUCCCACUUCUUUUCUCUCUUCUUCUCUUUCACUUUCUCCUUCCUUCCAUGCCUACCCCACCAGCUCUAGACGAUACUCUGCUUCUUCUUUCACUAUCAGGGCCUCUGCUGCAGAGAAGAAGAAGGUCCUUAUAGUUAAUACAAACAGUGGCGGCCAUGCAGUUAUCGGUUUCUACUUUGCGAAAGAGCUUCUGGGUUCUGGCCAUGAGGUUACCAUCUUCACUGUUGGAGAAGAGGGCUCUGAUAAAAUGAAGAAGCCCCCCUUCAACAGAUUCUCUGAAAUUACGAGUGCUGGAGGGAAGACGGUGUGGGGAGACCCUGCAGAUGUUGGCAAGGUUGUUGCAGGGGCAACCUUUGAUGUGGUGUUGGAUAACAAUGGCAAGGACUUGGACACUGUCAGGCCGGUGGUAGAUUGGGCAAAGAGCUCUGGAGUGAAGCAAUUCUUGUUCAUCAGUAGUGCAGGAAUCUAUAAGCCAACCGACGAGCCUCCUCAUGUUGAAGGGGAUGUUGUUAAAGCUGAUGCUGGCCAUGUUGGAGUCGAGAAAUAUGUUGCAGAAGUUUUCAGUAGUUGGGCUGUAUUCCGGCCACAAUACAUGAUUGGAUCCGGUAACAACAAAGACUGCGAGGAGUGGUUCUUUGAUCGAAUUGUUAGAAAGAGACCGGUGCCAAUCCCAGGCUCAGGGAUGCAACUUACAAACAUCGCCCACGUUAGGGACUUGUCCUCUAUGCUUACCCUAGCUGUUGAGAAGCCAGAAGCUGCAUGUUGUAAUAUCUUCAAUUGUGUGAGUGACCGGGCAGUGACUCUGGAUGGAAUGGCCAAAUUGUGUGCUGCAGCUGCUGGCUUACCAGUUGAAAUUGUUCAUUAUGAUCCAAAAGCUAUUGGAAUCGAUGCAAAGAAAGCUUUUCCUUUCCGUAAUAUGCACUUUUACGCCGAACCAAGGGCUGCAAAGGACAUACUGGGGUGGAAGAGCACCACAAAUCUGCCAGAAGACUUGAAGGAGCGAUUCGAGGAGUAUGUAAAGAUAGGGCGUGACAAGAAGCCUAUGCAGUUUGAGAUGGAUGAUAAGAUACUAGGGUCCCUUAAAGUUCCAGUAGCUGUUUGAUCGACCACUAUCAAGUGUCAUUUUAAACUCAGACCCACUCCAUUCUGCAAUACUUUAUGAGGAUGCAUUUUUGUUUUCCUUCCCCUUCAAGUCAUUUCUGUGUUACAUAAUUCAUUUCCUUUGAUAAUAAAGAGUUUUUAUCUUUCCAAAA
This is a messenger RNA of Gossypium raimondii (Peruvian cotton), 1445 nucleotides long. RefSeq names its product chloroplast stem-loop binding protein of 41 kDa a, chloroplastic. Gene Ontology annotation, biological process: rRNA processing. The transcript has 6 exons. Lineage: Eukaryota; Viridiplantae; Streptophyta; Magnoliopsida; Malvales; Malvaceae. Gene Ontology annotation, molecular function: RNA binding. Gene Ontology annotation, cellular component: cytosol. Bases 92 to 1294 code for a protein of 400 amino acids. The record is from RefSeq and is a predicted model, not a curated record.